Messenger RNA from Microsporum canis CBS 113480, 1128 nucleotides. Its product is annotated as CobW domain-containing protein. Gene Ontology annotation, cellular component: cytoplasm. The transcript has 2 exons. Bases 1 to 1128 code for a protein of 375 amino acids. The record is from RefSeq and is a predicted model, not a curated record. NCBI's taxonomy places the organism in Eukaryota, Fungi, Ascomycota, Eurotiomycetes, Onygenales, Arthrodermataceae.
AUGGCUCCUCCCACCCCCAUCACCAUCAUAACCGGCUUCCUAGGCUCAGGGAAGACGACGAUACUGCUCAACCUGAUUCCGCAGCUCCCUCCGACCUACCGUCUUGCACUGCUGAAGAACGAGUUCGGUGACGUCGCCGUCGACUCGCAGCUCGCAGCCGCAAACUCCAUCUCGGGCGUACGAGAACUGCUCAAUGGCUGUAUAUGCUGCAACCUUGUCGGCCAGCUGGGCGAUGCGCUCGUCCAGUUACGCGAAGAGGUGAAGCCUGAUCGUAUCGUGAUCGAGACCAGCGGCAGUGCGUUCCCUGCCACCCUUGCGAUGGAGGUGAACCGAGUUUCACGCGAGCGGAAAGGCGAGUUCAUGCUAGAUGGCGUCGUGGCUGUCAUAGACGUGGAGAACUGGGAAGGAUACGACGAUACGUCUUACACGGCGAAACUGCAGGCUAAAUACACGGAUCUGAUCGUGUUCAACAAAUGGGAGCUUGUAUCGGAGCGGCGAGUCGGUGAUUUGGACGUCCAGACUGCGUGGGUCAAGUCUGAGAAGGGCAAGGUAGACCAAGAUGUUCUACUUGGGAUUGACGGGGCCUUGCUGGCGAAAGAAAUAGAGAACGGGCAAAACUCAUCGCUGGACAUGCUGCUUGUCGACAAGGACGCCCAUAAGCACCGCCAUGAUCACCAGUCUGAAGUCGAGGUGCUAUCGAUCUCACUCACUGGAGAGGGUGACGAUCUCCUCGUCGAUGCUGAGGCCUUCACGACACUUCUACAGUCAGCGCCCAAGGAUGAAAUCUACCGGAUAAAGGGGAUCGUCCGCUUUUCCUCCCAGCAUACACCUGUCGAUUCAUCAGGCGAGACCAUUACUUCCAACACCAACUCAGCCGUGCAAACCUGUAUCCUCAACUGGGCCUUUGGACGAUGGACCCUCACCCCGUCUCCAUCGCUGUCUCAAGCCACAGUUACGGGAACAGCCGCAGAUCCGGCGUUCUCGAAAACAAGCAUCGCCCGACUUACCAUGAUCCUUGCACGAUAUGAAGCUGCCAAGUGGAAGAAGAAGCUCGAAGCUGGGCAAUUGGUGAAGGCAAUGGGCUCUUCCCCUGCCACGACUUCUCUGCAGGUUGACGUUAUUGGCUGA